Nicotiana tabacum (common tobacco) is the source of this 852-nucleotide messenger RNA. The record is from RefSeq and is a predicted model, not a curated record. NCBI's taxonomy places the organism in Eukaryota, Viridiplantae, Streptophyta, Magnoliopsida, Solanales, Solanaceae.
AUGGCAUUGGCAUCCCAGUCUCAAAAUUCAGUGAAGAGGUAUUUUACCAAAGCACUAAAACCAAAUUUGGCUUCUCAUACUCAACCUAUCCAGUUGGAGAAUAUCAACCAUUUAGAAGUACCAUCUUCUAAUGAAUUUGAUUUGGAUUCUUUAAAGUUUGAUCCGAGGGAAAGAACUCAAAUCUUGGACUUCCAUCCAAAUCAUCGUGAUGUUAUUAGGAGAGAAUACCUUCGACAAUGUCCUUGUCAACCUCGACUUCAUAACUUUCCUAAAACAAAUUUUUCUGGAUCAAUGCGUCGAUUUAAUCCUAAAUGGUUUGAUGAUGAAUAUCAUGAUUGGUUGGAGUACAGUAAAGACAUUGUAACUGCAUGUAAGAUAGAAACAACUAAAGCUAUAAUUGAGGAACUAAAUGGUGAUUACUUUGCCUUGCUAGUUGAUGAAUCUUUUGAUACGUUCCGCAAAGAGCAAAUGGCGAUUGUCUUACGGUAUGUUGAUAGAAUAGGAUUUGUGAUGGAGCGACUUAUUGAUAUAGUUCAUGUUCAAAAUACUUGUGCUUCAUCUUUGAAGCGUGCAAUUGCUAAUUUACUUGAUCAACACUCCUUAAGUCUAUCAUAUGUGCGUGGACAAUGUUAUGAUGGGGCAAGCAAUAUGCAAGGAUCUUCGUUUAAGCGUAUGGAUGAAUUUCGAGAAUCUCAAAAAGAAAGAAUUCAAGAGGCAUUAGAUAUGGGUGAGCUUACAACUGGUUGGGGUUUGAAUCAAGAAUUUGGUCUUUCAAGAGCAUGUGAUACUCGUUGGGGAUCUCAGUCUAAAUCUUUUAAUAAUUUUAUUCUGAUGUUUGGCUCUAUUCUCGAU